AAUUUCAGAUAUGAUGACAUGCUGUUGAGACGUGAAAUAAUACCGCAAAAUUUUGUUUUACAAUGGCAGUGUUGUUGAGUGGAAGUAAGGUGGUGUCAUUAGUGGCUAAAAGUGGUUCCGAAUUUACGAAACGUAGUAUUGCUAGGAUACCACAUUGGGAAUAUCAUAUCAGAUUUGAUCCAAAAGAAGGGCGCAAAAGACCAUGUCAAGAUGUACUGGAUCGUUUUAAGCGACUUAAUAACGGUAUGUGGAUACGUGCACAAAUGGGAAGAAAUGUAAAACGUUACAGGAAAGAUGAGACCUUUUUAAAGACAAGUUACUAUUAUGAAACGUGUACAAAAGAGGAAUGCUGGAUGCUGGAUCGUAUGAUGACACCGUUUUGGUUACGACCAAAAUAUUAUAUUGAUGAUCCUUAUGAGCCUUACAAUGUACGACAUGGAAUUAAAUCACCAAGAAUUGGUUUGAAUGGUAAAUUUGCAAGAGAACGUCAAAAAAUUUUGCUAGAAGAUAGUAUUGCUGAUCGUUACUUUCACGAUCGUUAGAGUGAUUUCAAAUAAUAUCAAUCACAUAGCUGGAUGAGGUUUUUUUAUCGUUUUGAAAAUUAAGCAUUGGUGCUAUUUUACCUCUUAUUGCUAUUACUACAUUAUUAACAUAUUGUUUAGUAAAAUAUACGAUUAUGAACAGUUGAGAUUUAUAUUAUCAUUAUUAAAAGUUAAUUGUGAUCAUUAUCAUGCAUAUACUAUAUGAUGCACAUAUUGCUAAAAAAUCCAUCUAUCGACCCGAUUUCUUAGACUUUUUCUUGAAACUCCUUCUGAAGCUGCAAUGGGAAAAUGGAAGAAUAAAAGUUCAGAUAAAUAAU
Loa loa (African eye worm) is the source of this 859-nucleotide messenger RNA. RefSeq lists its product as hypothetical. Bases 63 to 542 code for a protein of 159 amino acids. The transcript is spliced from 4 exons. NCBI's taxonomy places the organism in Eukaryota, Metazoa, Nematoda, Chromadorea, Rhabditida, Onchocercidae. Gene Ontology annotation, cellular component: mitochondrion. The record is from RefSeq and is a predicted model, not a curated record.